AUGGACGUCGACGGCGUAUCUUCAUCACCACCUCUGCGUCAUUCCUCCCUACCUCCAAGCAGUGCUCCGCCUGGCUCACAAUCAUCUAAUGGUCGUCUCACGCCGCAAAGGAGGACACCGCAGCGCAACCGCGCGCCGGUCGACGCGCUGAACCUAGGGGACGACGAGGCCGAGGACGUGGAUGAAACCCGGGACGCGCGGCACAACCAGCAGGACGGCGAUGUGCCGAUCGUAAAAGACGCGGUUGGUGAGAGCGUGCAGGAGAGUUUCGAGUCGUUCCUUAGAACGUUCACCGAGGAAGUCACAUUGGCACCUACACCCGCGUCAGACGGUGGCAUACCGGCCGCGCCAGAUGGAGAGCUCAUUUAUGUCGAACAAAUUCACACCAUGCGGGAGUACGAGUUGACCACCCUGUACGUGGACUACGGGCACCUGCUACAAAGGGACGACGUACUCGCCGACGCCAUUCAGAAACAGUACUACCGUUUCCUUCCGUACAUCCGCCGCGCCCUACACAACCUCGUUGCCGAAUUUGAACCGGAGUACCUCAAGUUAAACCCUACCGCUGCGGCCAUGGACUCCGUGAAUCUGCAGUCACGCGAAUUCAACGUCGCGUUUUAUCAUCUGCCUUUGGUCUCGGGUAUCCGAGAUCUCAGGACGGACAAGAUCGGCACGCUCAUGAGCAUCAGCGGGACUGUGACCCGGACGAGCGAGGUGCGGCCCGAACUGCUCUAUGGCAGCUUCAUUUGCGAGGUCUGUGGAGGCCUGGUCAACGAAGUCGAGCAGCAGUUCAAGUACACUGAGCCGAGCCUUUGCCCGAAUCCAACAUGUGGGAACAGGAUCGCAUGGCAAUUACAAAUCGACAGCUCAAAGUUCACCGACUGGCAGAAGGUUCGCAUCCAGGAGAACCCGUCGGAGAUCCCUACAGGGUCAAUGCCACGGUCCCUCGAUGUCAUCCUCCGCUCUGAACUCGUAGAACGCGCCAAGGCAGGUGACAAAUGCGUGUUCACGGGGACAUUCAUUGUCGUCCCGGACGUGAGCCAGCUCGGGUUGCCGGGAGGGAACAAGGCAGAGCUGAUGCGUGAAGCAGCGCGGGCUGGGGCGAACUCGGCUGCCGCGGCUGUUGGUGGCGCAGGAGUAACCGGGCUUAAGAGCCUGGGUGUCCGUGACCUGCAGUACAAGACAGCUUUCUUGGCUUGUAUGGUUCACGAUGCCGAUGGCCGGGCCGGUACCAACAUACGAGGAGAGGAGGAAUCUGGCGAGGAUGAUGCACAGGCCUUCGCGCGGUCGCUCACAGAGCCAGAGUUUGAGGAACUGAAGCGCAUGAUCGAGUCGGAUCACAUCUAUUCGCGGUUGGUGGAGAGCAUAGCGCCGACGGUGUACGGACACGACAUCGUCAAGAAAGGACUACUGUUGCAGCUCAUGGGUGGUGUGCACAAGCAGACCUCCGAGGGGAUGCACCUGCGCGGAGACAUCAAUAUCUGUAUCGUCGGCGAUCCCUCUACAUCGAAGUCGCAGUUCCUCAAGUACAUCUGUUCCUUCCUCCCUCGCGCAGUCUAUACCUCUGGCAAGGCCUCAUCUGCUGCCGGUCUCACUGCUGCCGUUGUCAAAGACGAGGAGACUGGCGAUUUCACGAUCGAGGCGGGUGCUCUCAUGUUGGCGGACAACGGUAUCUGCGCCAUUGACGAGUUCGACAAGAUGGAUAUCUCUGACCAAGUCGCGAUCCACGAAGCUAUGGAGCAGCAGACGAUCUCAAUCGCGAAGGCAGGCAUCCAUGCAACGCUGAACGCGCGCACGUCUAUUCUCGCAGCAGCCAAUCCCAUAGGAGGCCGCUACGACAGGAAGAAGUCACUGAGAGCAAACGUUGCGAUGACGGCGCCCAUCAUGAGUCGUUUCGACCUGUUCUUCGUACAUAUCGUGAACGUGCACCGGUUCCAAGACGAUGCGAUUCAUCCCGAAUUCAGCACAGAGGCUCUGCAGCGGUACAUCCGGUAUGCGAGGACUUUCAAUCCUAAGCUUACGCCCGAUGCAGCGGACGUCCUUGACGAUGCUUCUGGUACUGGCAAAAACUCAUAUCGCAUUACAGUCCGUCAGCUGGAGAGUAUGGUCCGUUUGAGCGAGGCCAUUGCUCGGGCGAAUUGUACAGCAGAGAUCACCCCUGCCUUCGUGCGAGAAGCCUACAGUCUACUACGGCAGUCUAUCAUCCACGUCGAGCAAGACGACAUUGACUUCGACGAGGAAGAGCUCGAAGGCGAGCGAGAGGGUGACCGGCGUCCACGAAAUGCCCAGAAUGAUGAGGAAAGCCAAGACGUCGAGAUGUCGCGGCGGAGCUCAGGCGGCCUCCAGGGCGCCAGCCUCAGAUCCACCUCGAGAGCGGCGAGCAUGGCACCUGCCCCGGCAGCGCGUCCGAAGAGGAGGAUGGUCAUCACGCACGACAAGUACAUGACCCUGCAGAGUCUCAUUGGCGUGGAUCGCGAUGAACUCAUAGACUGGUAUCUAGAGCUCAAGGAGGCGGAGCUCCAAGACGAUAACUAUCUCAUCGAGAUCAAAGGCGACGUCCAGGAAUCGCUACCGGAGUCGAUGGAAGAGAGCAGCACUCAGCCCUCAUUUGAUGUACAAGGAGGCGACGUCCGUGUCUAUUACAUGGUGCACCCAUCUGUGGACACGGAGAGUUCUUCAUCUGUUCCAUAG
Molecule: messenger RNA, 2691 nt
Organism: Fomitopsis serialis
Lineage: Eukaryota; Fungi; Basidiomycota; Agaricomycetes; Polyporales; Fomitopsidaceae
Product: MCM-domain-containing protein
Exons: 13
Coding region: 1-2691 (896 amino acids)
Biological process (GO): mitotic DNA replication; double-strand break repair via break-induced replication; DNA replication initiation
Cellular component (GO): nucleus; MCM complex
Molecular function (GO): single-stranded 3'-5' DNA helicase activity; single-stranded DNA binding; ATP binding
Source: RefSeq, a predicted model, not a curated record